AUGACUAGGAAAAAGGUGAAGCUCACCUUCAUUGUCAAUGACGCUGCUCAGAAAGCAACCUAUAAAAAAAGAAAGAAUAAUUUAUUGAAGAAGGUCGAUGAACUAAGCACGCUUUGUGGUAUUGAAGCAUGUGCUAUAGUUCAAGGUCCUCAUGAACCUCAACCUCAUAUUUGGCCAUCAUCAUGGGGAGUUCAUAGGGUGCUCUCAAAAUUCAGGACUAUGCCUGAAUUAGAGAAGAACAAGAAAAUGAUGAACCAAGAGACAUUCAUGAGGCAACGGGUUUUGAAGGCUAAGGAGAAAGUGGAAAAACUAAGGAAGGGAAACAGGGAGCAAGAGAUGACAAUGAUCAUGUUUCAAUGUCUUAAUUAA
This is a messenger RNA of Medicago truncatula (barrel medic), 369 nucleotides long. RefSeq names its product agamous-like MADS-box protein AGL80. The coding region runs from base 1 to 369 and encodes 122 amino acids. Lineage: Eukaryota; Viridiplantae; Streptophyta; Magnoliopsida; Fabales; Fabaceae. The transcript has a single exon. Gene Ontology annotation, molecular function: DNA binding; protein dimerization activity. The record is from RefSeq and is a predicted model, not a curated record.